CCAUCACGAACAAAACAAAUGACAGACUACACCAGUAACAAUCCAAAAAACAACUUCAUGCCUUCCCAAAUGCUAACUCUCCCGCUUCCACAGCCGUCCUCGCACAAAUCCCACUUAUCAAAUCCCCCUCGGUACAGAUCCCGAGUGCGGUGCAUUUACCGUACCAAUAUAUUUCGCUUCCUCCGAGUCUUUCGGCCGUGCCAGUCACGGAUGUAUCGAAAGUUCGCUCGAUGGCCGAGGAAACGAAGACCUCCCUCCAAACCUCCACCACACGAGAAGCCAAUGCGAAAGAUAAGUGGGAAGAGUAUGUAACACGAACAGAGAAACGCAAGGUGGAGGAAGCACGUCGCGUAGCACCUGGCUACCUCGAUAGUGGAGUCAGGAUGUUGCAGCCUACUGCGUCGAUGCGGAGACGGAAUGAGGAACAGGCAGAUGAGAAAGAAGAGGGAAAGGGGGAAAGUGGAGAGGGGGACGAGUUGGAUAGGGCAUUCGGGAAGGUCGAAAUCUCGUCGUGAGGAGCAUACAUGCGCAUAAUAUGGAACGCUGGAGAUACCCCUGCUACGACCCGUACGCAUGAAACGUACCGGUUUGCGGUUCUCCAAAUGAUUGCACUGGCCCUUCCUUUUAUUGGAGACCCUACGAUAUCGCCAGAACUCAUGAGCCCUCGACUUCGAGGUCCGGCAUGAGAAGAAUGGUUUCGUGCACACGGAGGAACGCUCACGACAAGAUAUUGACCGAAGCCCCCGAGCUCUAUAUCGGAAUGGUGGUCACGGGCGGACGUAGCCGGGUUGAAUGCAAGCAAAUGGAAUGUCAUAUUCGCACGGUCAUAUACAUCAGGCUGCACUUGCGACGGAUACGUCUUUUGCAUCUUCGAAAUCUCUCAGAAGCUCCGGCCU
This is a messenger RNA of Saitoella complicata NRRL Y-17804, 896 nucleotides long. RefSeq lists its product as uncharacterized. The coding region runs from base 231 to 515 and encodes 94 amino acids. The record is from RefSeq and is a predicted model, not a curated record. Lineage: Eukaryota; Fungi; Ascomycota; Saitoellomycetes; Saitoellales; Saitoellaceae. The transcript has 3 exons.